CUUGUGUUCGUUUGUUUCAGCGUCGCCGCGAACGAGGCCAAGUCGAGCACGUUUGCGUUCAUCGGACCUGAGAAGUACAAUUCCUGGGAGACGUCCAACGUGAUGUACGUCGGCACGACGUUCACCAACCUCGGCGACUACCGCCACGACGUGCCGGCCAUCUCGUCGCGGCGCCUCUACAACAUGGACUACGCCGAGUACUCCUUCUCCAAACAGUCUUUCGCGCGCAUCGACGUCAAGUACCGAGACCACUUCACCGUCCGCUACGUCUACGGCUUCAACACGUCCGACUACGCCUACUUUGUGACUGUGCAAAAGCAGUCGCAUUUGCCCGGCGACGAAGAAAAGGGCUACGUGUCACGACUCGCGCGGACGUGCGUCUCGGACGCCAAUUACGACUCGUACACGGAAGUGAGCCUCGAGUGUCGCGUCCCGAAGGACGCCACGAGCUACAAUUUGGUGCAGGCAGCGACGGUGGGACGAGUGGGGGCGUCUCUGGCUGCGCAGCUGGGGCUGGAACCCGGGGAACCCGUGCUGGCUGCCGUGUUCGCGCCGAGCCAGGGCCACUCGUGGGACCGGGUCGGAGGUGCUUCCGCGCUCUGCGUUUACCCGCUUGGCCAGGUGCAGGCCAAGUUCAAUGAAAACGUCCACAUGUGCUUCAACGGGUCCAUGAAGUAUCGCAACAUGGGCUACAUUUCUGGCCAGGUUCUGGACGGAGAAUGUCCAAAGGCCGGGACGACCGGGAAUAUAUUGGACUUCUGCCUCGUGGGCUUGAAGAUCUCGGGGAUGACUCCCAUAAGCGCCGACGCAGUGCUUCAUUAUACGACAUCUUCCAUUACAUCCAUCGCCAUCACCGAAGUCCCCGUGGGUGGCCACACCGUCGCCUUUUUGGGAACGAGCGAUGGCAAACUUAAAAAGGUGUUGUUGCAAAGUGGCUCCGAGGCGAAAGAGUACGAGGAGGUGGUGUUGGACCCCGGUCAGGGCAUUAUUCCAGACAUGGCAUUCGAUUCCUCUCACGGAUUCGCCUACAUCGCUUCGUCUCGGAAGGUUUUCCGAGUGAAGGCGGAAAACUGUGCCAAGUACACGAAUUGCUCGUCGUGUCUGGAGACGGGUGAUCCCUUUUGCGGCUGGUGCUCCUUGGAAAAACGGUGCACAUUACGAAGUGCGUGUCAAAAUGCGACUCAGGCGUCACCGAGAUGGCUGUCAUUCGGCGUGGGGCAGCAGUGCAUCGAUUUCGAGCAAAUCGUGCCCGACAGGGUAUCCAUCGACCAGUCAGCGACGGUUCAGCUGACGAUACGAACGUUGCCGGUGCUGCCAGAGGGUGCCAAGUACCAGUGCGUGUUUGGCGGCCCAUCACCCCUGGAGCGAAUCGUGGUGGACGCCAACGUGACGAAGCGGGGCCUUGCUUGUGCCAUCCCGGCGCCGGAGAAACGACCACAAAUCCCGGCGAACGAAGACCACGUCAUGGUCUCGUUGGCAGUUCGAUCUUCGGAGACUAACAAGGACUUUGUCAGUCGACACCUGGCGUAUUUUUCCUGCGAUCAGCACAAGACCUGCAUUUCUUGCGUCAAUUCUCAGUGGCCGUGUUCCUGGUGUCUGUACGAGAAUCGGUGCACGGCCAACUCAACUGCUCAAGCCUGUCCUAACCAAGCGCUGAUCACGGGAAUGCAUGUCAGCUUUCUGAGUCUGUGGCAAAAUAAUAAGCCAUCGCAUAUGAUGAACAAGGGACCUCAGCACUGUCCUAGGUUCGCCAUUCAGGGUACUGGGAAUGAAAAAUUGCUGCUGCCAAACGGGGUUCCCAGCGAAAUCAAGCUGGAGGUGCUCAAUCUGCCGACUCCGCCUAAUUCUGGCAGCUAUGGUUCCGGGUUGCUGUUUCACUGCCUGGUUACCAUCGAGGGGGCGAAGAUGAGGGUUCCCGCGAGGGUCGAAAACAACCGCUACGUUAUAUGUGAAAGAACUAUGUACUCGUUUGAGGCGGCUGUAGCAGAAUACGACGCAGAGGUGACCGUUGUCUGGAGCGAUAAUCAUCACGUGGACACCAGGCCGAUGACUCUCUACAAGUGUUCCGUGCUGGGAUCUCAUCGCGACCGGGCAGACUGCUCGCUGUGUGUGACCAGAAACCCCGAGUACAGAUGUUCUUGGUGUGAUAAUCAAUGCGCCUAUGCUGACACCUGCACGGGAACCCCAGUCAACUCCUGCCCAAAACCAGAGAUACAUGUGAUAAAUCCGUUGAACGGCCCUAUCGAAGGUGGCACGCUUGUGACGAUCGAAGGCAGCAAUCUCGGACGCCAGCGGUCCGAUAUCGAAGGGAAGAUCCACAUCGGAAGGAUCCCGUGCAAGGUAGUGGAGUACAAGGUGUCGAACGAAGUUGUUUGUCGGGCAGGCCCUGCCCCGGCUGAACUUGAUGCCGCGAUUGUUGUCGGGAAUGCAGCCGGAUUCACGCAGUCCGAAGUUAGGUUCUCCUAUCGGAAUGUCGAGGUGAACGGGAUAUUUCCUUUACGAGGGCCGCAGAGUGGAGGCACUGAAGUUGUGAUUCAAGGCAAUCACCUGAAUGUGGGCUCUUCAGUCAGUGUCUCGUUCAACGGAUUGGCUUGCAAAGUGAACCCGUCCCAGACUUCUUCCGGGAGGAUUACAUGCACCACUUCACGCUCGAAUGGCCCGACGCGGAUCGAGUCUGUCAGUGUUCACAUCGACAAUGCAGUGCGGACUCUGUCGAAGAACCCGUACAACUACACCUUGGAUCCGGUCAUAUCUGAAAUCAAGCCGUUGAAGAGUUUUUCAUCUGGUGGCCGCAUCAUAACAGUGCACGGAUCAAACUUCGAUUCCGUCCAAACCCCGUGGAUGCUUGUGCGGUUGGAGGAUCAAACCACUGCGCUCAAUAUGACGGCUUGCAGUGUUCGUGGGCCCACUUACAUGGAGUGUCCAACUCCGCCUGUGAACCUGGCGGACCUGUUGAGUCGUCGCAAUGAGGCGAAAUCUUCUCGUGUCGGUCGUCGACUUCGACGAAUGGCCGACAUAGAUGCGCUUCCCGCUGGAAGUGCUACUGCCGUGAUUUUGAGAAUUGGAUUUAUAAUGGACAAUGUGGUUGCUGUGUUGGAUCUCCCGAAACAUUUUCACAAUCUCCGGUCUCAGUUGACUUAUGUACCUGAUCCUAUUUACCACGUGUUUCCCAACAACAUCAAAAUCUACAAGGGAGACACUUUGGUUAUAGAAGGUGAGGGAUUGAAUCGAGCUAGCGAUGAAUCUGAUGUUAAAGUGACCAUCGGAGUCAAGGAAUGCAACGUGACUGCCCUGACCUCGCGUCAGCUUCUGUGCUUACCCCCGCUUGACUCCCCGGAAUCGACUGACGAAAACGGCGUUCCAACCCCACAACUACUUCCCUUGGUAGUUGUUCGAGUAGGGAAGAAUCUUAGGUUUCCAUUGGGCCACCUGCAGUACGUGUUCGGACAAGGAGGCAGUCACGGCAAUCUGCGGAAAUACCCAGGGACGAUUUUCACCGGGGCCGAGUUCAUCGUGGGCAUUGCGACUGCUGUUUUGGUUGUACUUUUGGCCAUCAGUUUCAUGCUCAUUUAUCGGUGCAAAUCUUCGCAAGCGGAACAAGAGUACAAACGAAUUCAGAUCCAGAUGGAUACGUUGGAAAGCAACGUGCGUUUGGAAUGUAAACAAGCUUUUGCCGAGUUACAAACCGAUAUGACAGACAUGACAGCGGAUUUGGAAUCCACAGGAAUACCUACGCUACCGCAUGUAGCAUAUGUUAUGAAAGUCUUCUUUCCCGGCGUCGUUGAUCAUCCAAUUUUGAAUGAUCCAAAGCUCAGUCAGAUUUUGCUGAACGGGCCUCGGACGAACUACGACUCUGCAAUGGUGCAGUUUGAGCAGCUUGUUUGCAACAAAAUGUUCCUGCUCACCUUUAUAGAGACGCUUGAAAGCCAGAAGUCGUUCACGAUCCGUGACAAGGUGAACGUUGCUUCGCUGCUCAUGGUUGUGCUGAUGGGAAAGUUGGACUACGCGACUGAAGUCCUACGGAUGUUGCUGUCACGACUGGUUGAACGAGCAGCGAACAGUCGACACCCGCAGCUAAUGCUGCGACGGACCGAGUCCGUCGUGGAGAAACUCUUGACAAACUGGCUUGCCAUUUGCGUUGCGGGUUAUUUGCGAGAAAAGGCCGGGAGCGGAUUAUUCCUGCUUUUCAAGGCCAUUAAACAUCAAGUUGAGAAGGGUCCAAUUGAUGGAAUCACGCGCGAUGCCCGUUAUACCAUGUCCGAAGAGCGGUUAUUGCGGGAGCAAGUGCCUCAUCAAGUUAUCACAAUCCAUUUGGUGCAAGACGAUCCGCACUAUGAAAAAAUACCGUAUCAUGCUUAUCAGUGGAGACCUUGUGGACGAGCAAUGCCGUUGAUCUUGGUAGAUGACGACGGAUCAACAAAGAAAGAGCCAGGUGGCUGGAGGAAACUAAACACACUGGCUCAUUAUGGGGUUCAAGACCCGGCUCUGAUGGCAUUGAUUCCCCUGCAAAGUCCCCCUGCACGACAUAUGUCCUUGGGGAAAGGCUGCCAGGGCUGCGCUGUAAGCCCUUACGACCCACACCCGAGUACCGGAACCCAUUCAAGGUUUACCAAUGGUCACUGCGGUGGAUCAGACAGCUCCCUUGUUUAUCACCUAGUCAAGCCUGUGGACGAUGCGGAUGCUCCGAGUGGAAGCAGAGGUCACAAAGCCAUUCCGGAGAUCUAUCUCACUCGUUUGCUGGCCACUAAGGGCACUAUCCAGAAAUUUGUGGAUGACUUCUUAUCGUCUAUCCUCACUGUGGACGAGUCUUUACCACCCGUCAUCAAAUGGCUGUUCGAUCUGCUGGAUGAACUGGCGAAACAGCACGGCAUUACUGACCCAGAAGUUAUCCACGCGUGGAAAUCGAACAGUCUUCCGUUGCGUUUCUGGGUGAACUUCAUCAAGAACCCGGACUUCAUUUUUGAUAUUAACAAGACCCCCACGGUGGACUGCUGCCUGUCUGUGAUAGCUCAAACGUUCAUGGAUGCAUGCACUACGACGGAGCAGAGACUAGGGAAGGACUCGCCUUCAUCCAAGCUGCUGUUCGCCAAAGACCUCCCCAGAUACCGCCGCCUUGUGUCCAAGUUCUACGCCGACGUUGCUGAUUUGCCACUAGUAACAGACCAGCAAUUGCAUCCUGCUUUGCUGCAGCUCUCCGUUCAACACGCUGGAGAUUUCGACACGAUCGCUGCCUUGAAAGACUUGUACAUCUACGUCUCUAAGUACAGUCACAAAAUACAGGAAGCUUUAGAGAACAACGGGUACUGCAGUAAAGCGAUGCUGGGCCUGAAACUCAAAAACGUGGCUUUCACAUUGGAUGGUGACGAUACUCUGUCGUUCUGAAGUGAUAAAUGAUCAGCUGCUUUUUCUGUUCUUCGAGUGGAUGCCGUACUGCUUGACGAUAUAAUUGUGCCCUUUGUUUCAUACUUGGAUAUCUGCAUAUUUGUUCUGAAACGGAGCAAUGAAUUGAAACUGAUUUUUGUUA
Molecule: messenger RNA, 5524 nt
Organism: Notodromas monacha
Lineage: Eukaryota; Metazoa; Arthropoda; Ostracoda; Podocopida; Cyprididae
Source: the annotation of a GenBank genome assembly